GAUAAUGGGGCAGUUGUGCCGACAUAAUAAGCGAGGAGGAACCCACAACCGCAGUCAGAGUGCGACCGCGAUGGCCGUGUCACUCACAUUGGUAGUGGUAGUCGCUUUAGCGGCGCACGCGCUCGCCGUCGACGUCACCGUGCUAGACUCGCCGGGAGUCAAGGCCCGACUUCAGGACAACCCGUAUGGGGGACUCAACGUCGUGUUGGAACGCAAGGGCAUAUCUGAGGUGAUCACCGUGAUCGGCCGGCACGCUGGCACCAUCAAAGACGUGGUGCAGGACGGAGACAUCGUCAUCCAGUUCGCCAACGAUACCACCGUGCGGAUCAGCAACGAGGAUAUCGCGGGCGAGAGGAAGGGACAGGUCAUCACCGUGACUUGGGAAGCGCCGAAGACCGUUAAGCUUGAGGACUGCGUUAAUUUGGGUUCCAACAAAUGGUACGGUGGUCCCCAACAAAAACGCCAGUAUUGGCCAAUCGAGCGUCUGAUUCUUCCCGACUAUUCCUACGUCACGAAAGAAGCAGAUAACUGUGGUGUAGCGGAACCCUACUGGCUCAGCUCCGCUGGUCUCUUCUUCUACUUCGACAAGAAAGUCCCUCUCUUCGUCGACCAGAACAACCAGGACAAAAACGCUGCUUGCUUCAAAGCCCAAAUCAAACCACCUUAUUCGAGCAAGAGAGAUCGCAAUGACCUGAUUUACGCAAUUGGAAUAUUCGAAGAUGUACGAAAGGCUCAUGAAUAUGCCGUAGAAAGAUACCUGGAGAAACCCACAGGAAUUCCUGAUGAAAAAAUGAUAACGUACCCGAUCUGGUCUACUUGGGCGAGGUACAAGCGGGAUGUUAACCACGACGUCGUGUUGAAGUUCGCAGACGAGAUCUUGAAAUACGAUUUUCCUAACAGCCAGCUGGAGAUCGACGAUCUGUGGGAGACAUGCUACGGUUCUCAGACGAUCGAUAAAGAGCGGUUCCCUAAUAUGAAAGGCACGGUGGACCAGUUGAAAGAGAAAGGCUUUAGAGUGACUAUUUGGUCACAUCCUUUCAUAAACAAAGGCUGUGAACCUUGGUAUUCUGAUGCUAAAGAAAAAGGCUACUUGGUAUCCUCUGAAUACGGGUCAGUGGAGACGAGCUGGUGGAACGACAACGAGACGACGACGGCCUACAUUGACUUCACCAAGCCGGAAGUGAGGGAGUGGUUCUUGGAACGACUGAAGUCCCUCAAGGAAUCCACGGGGCUUGACAGCUUCAAGUUCGACGCCGGAGAGUCGAGCUGGACACCUCAGAUACCAGUCCUGAAAGGGGACAUCAGAGAUCAGCCAGGAGUUAUAACUGCCGACUACGUGAGAGCAGUCUCAACCUUUGGUCCGAUGGUGGAAGUCAGAUCUGGAUACCGAACCCAAAACCUGCCAAUAUUCGUGCGCAUGAUCGACAAGGACACGUACUGGACCUUCGAGAACGGGCUCCCGACCCUCGUGACCACGCUCCUGCAGAUGAACAUGAACGGCUACCCGCUGGUGCUGCCGGACAUGAUCGGAGGCAACGGGUACAACGAGCCACCCAGCAAGGAGCUGUUCAUACGGUGGCUGCAGGCAAACACGUUCAUGCCUAGCUUGCAGUUCUCGUAUGUGCCUUGGGACUUUGACAAUGAAACGAUCGCGUUAAGCAAGAAAUACGUAGACCUGCACGCGCAGUACGCGCCUCAGAUCAUAGCGGCGUGCGCAAACGCAGUGGCCACGGGCGCGCCCGUCAACCCGCCCGUAUGGUGGAUCGCGCCAGACGACAGCGAGGCUUAUGAUAUUUGGGACCAAUACAUGCUCGGCGAGACGAUCCUAGUAGCGCCAGUGCUAGAGAAGGGAGCGACGGAGCGCGACAUUUACCUGCCGGCCGGCACUUGGCUGGCGCAGGGCGACCCCGGCCGGCGCCACGCGGGCGGCGACUGGCUGCGCCGCUACCCCGCAAAGCUGCACGACCUACCCUACUUUAUUAAGGAGUAAUGAGGAAUGUAAUGUACCCUUAUUUAAAACAGUAUUGCUUGUAAUAAAUUGUAGUGAAAUAAGAGCGAUUUUUUUUACUAUUAGAUAAGAGUCAAGGUCAAGCGCUACCCUGCUAAGUUGCAAGAACUACCCAACUUCAAGGCCACUGUUAGGUGAGAAAGAUAAAGAUGUUUCAAUCACUAGCUAAUUUCUUCUAAUGAGCGGUUUUUUGUGGAUCUAUCUUAGUAGCGCCGUUACUAGUAACGGUUUGUAAAUUGUAAUAAAUUGUAGCGAAUUUAGAUGAGCGUUUUUUUUUGCUAAGUAGAUACACAACACACAAGAGUCGAGGUCGCUAGCGCUACCCCGCCAAAUUAUAGCUACUGUACUUCGUUCGUGACGUGGACGCGUUAAGGACUUAUGUGCCAGUAUUUCUUGUUAUAAGCUGUAGUUAUUCUCGUCUUUGCGAAGACAAUGCUAUUCUAAUCCUACGCCAGUGCUAGAGAAGGGAGCCACAGAGCGCGACAUCUACCUGCCGGCCGGCACUUGGCUGGCACAGGGCGAGCCCGGCCGGCGCCACGCGGGCGGCGACUGGCUGCGCCGCUACCCCGCCAAGCUGCACGACCUACCCUACUUUAUUAAGGCGUAAUGAGGAAUGUUAUGUACCAUUAUUUAAAACAGUAUUGCUUGUAAUAAAUUGUAGUGAAAUAAGAGCGAUUUUUUUUACUAUUAGAUAAGAGUCAAGGUCAAGCGCUACCCUGCUAAGUUGCAAGAACUACCCAACUUCAAGGCCACUGUUAGGUGAGAAAGAUAAAGAUGUUUCAAUCACUAGCUAAUUUCUUCUAAUGAGCGGUUUUUUGUGGAUCUAUCUUAGUAGCGCCGUUACUAGUAACGGUUUGUAAAUUGUAAUAAA
This is a messenger RNA of Ostrinia furnacalis (Asian corn borer), 2879 nucleotides long. RefSeq names its product myogenesis-regulating glycosidase. The coding region runs from base 5 to 1990 and encodes 661 amino acids. The transcript is spliced from 9 exons. Gene Ontology annotation, molecular function: hydrolase activity, hydrolyzing O-glycosyl compounds. Lineage: Eukaryota; Metazoa; Arthropoda; Insecta; Lepidoptera; Crambidae. The record is from RefSeq and is a predicted model, not a curated record. Gene Ontology annotation, biological process: carbohydrate metabolic process.